GGCGACGUGACGCAGGCGAUGUGACGCAUAUGUUGCCGACGGUGCUGCCAGAAGCUUCGCGGCUUUACGUGACGACUUGACUUCGGCGCUCGGCAGCCAACACGAAGACCUGACGCGUAGCAGGACGCGUAGAUCGACGCAGAGACCAGGAUCUCCCGCAGCGGCCUGCAUGUUAGUCUAAUCCCUCGCCCUGGCUACUAACAGCCUGCGCGGCAUGGCGUCAGGCGUCAGCGACGACAACGACGAGAUCGGUCGCAACAAGAGAUGCCCAGGAGCCGGCGACUGCACGGAGGACGACGAUGAUGGCGAGAUCGGCCGCAAUAAAAGCUGCCGAGUUGCUGGCGACUGUACGGAGGAUGACGGCGAGAUCGGCCUCAACGAAAGAUGCCGAGGAGCGGACGACUGCACGGACAACGACGGCGGCGAGAGCGGCCGAAACAAGAGGUUUCGAGUUGCCGCCGACUCUAUGGGCCACAACGGCGAGAGCGGCGACGGCACCAGCGAGGAUCAUAUGUACGACGACUGGGACGAUGAAGAAGAUGAGGAAACCAAGGACGACUCAUGCUCGGCGCGCGAGAAGGAGCAGAGGUACAUCGUUCUGACCGAAGAUGUUGUCCGCGCACGGCAAGAGGCGGACACGGCCAAGGUCGCUGAGGUCCUGUCGAUCCCGUCGGGAUUCGCGGCCGUCCUGCUGCGGCACUUAAAGUGGAGAGCAGGGCGGGUUCAGGAGGAGUGGUUCUCUGGCGACCGGCGCGUCCGCGACGCCGUCGGUCUGCCGGCGGGAGGCGACCCCGUGCCCACGGCGCUCAACAGCCGGCGGCUCAUCUGCGCCAUAUGCUUCAAUGGUUACUCCGCCGGACGGAUGAGAUCAGCGGGGUGCUACCACUACUACUGCGAUGAUUGCUGGCGCGGGUACAUCCGUGUGGCGGUGGACGACGGCCCGCGAUGCCUGUCGCUGCGGUGCCCGGACCCCUGCUGCUCGGCCGCCGUCGUCCAGGAGCUCGUCAGCGAGGUGGCCGAGGACGCCGACAAGGCCCGGUACGCGCGAUUCGCGCUCCGGUCGUACGUGGAGGAGAGCGGCGGCAGGAUCAAGUGGUGCCCCGGCCCCGGGUGCAGCCGCGCCGUCGAGUUCCUCGGCUGCGCCGGCGACGCGAAGGACGUGUUCUGCGAGUGCAAGCACGGCUUCUGCUGGAGCUGCGGCGAGGAGGCGCACCGGCCGGUGUCUUGCGGCACGGCACGCGCUUGGCUGCUCAAGAACAGCUCAGACUCGGAGACGGCAAAUUGGGUGGUGGCCAACACGAAGCACUGCCCCAAGUGCCAGCAGCCGAUCGAGAAGAACCACGGGUGCAACCACAUGAGGUGCCGCUGCGGCCACCGGUUCUGCUGGAUCUGCCUUGACCCGGCCGGAGAUGGAAAUCACUACAGCUGCGAAGGCUACCGUCCGCAGCUGGACAAGGCCGACGCGGGCGGCAAGGUCGAGACCAAGGAGGAGGAGAGGAAGCGGCAGGCCAAGGCGUCGCUGGACAGGUACCUAUACCACUACGAGCGCUGGGCGGCCAACCACGCGUCGCUGCAGAAGGCGCUCGCGGACAUGGACCAGCUAGAGCACUCCGGGUUCGAGGAGAUGGCCGCCGCGCUGGACAUCCGAGCCAAGGACCUCCAUUUCCUGACCGAGGCGUACCACCAGAUCACCGACGGCCGGCGGGUGCUGCGGUGGGCGCACGCGUACGGGUACUACCUGGACCCGGAGCGCGACGCGGCCAAGCGCGCCCUGUUCGACGACCUGAAGAACCAGGCCAACCGGCUGCUGGAGCGCCUGCACUGCUGCGCCGAGCUGGAGAGGAAGGAGCUCUUCUGCGCCGACGGCGAGGCCUCCAUCGCCCGCGAGCUGCUGAAGUACUACAAGGAUAAGGUCGUGAACCUCACCGCUGUGGCGCGCAUCUUCUUGGACAACCUUGUGAAAGCGUUUGAGACCGACCUGCCGGAGUUCAACUCAUUGAACUAGCAGCUAGGGGAUUCCUCCCCCCUUUCAAUGUCAUAGCUUACAAUGUCAUGUGUUGAAGGCCAUGCCUUUUGUUUUAGGAUAAACCCACGAUAUACUACUGAAUAAUUGACUAAUCCUUAAUAUGUUAUCUAUUAUGAGGAUAACAUGUGAGACAA
Molecule: messenger RNA, 2160 nt
Organism: Phragmites australis (common reed)
Lineage: Eukaryota; Viridiplantae; Streptophyta; Magnoliopsida; Poales; Poaceae
Product: probable E3 ubiquitin-protein ligase ARI5
Exons: 1
Coding region: 215-2005 (596 amino acids)
Biological process (GO): protein polyubiquitination; positive regulation of proteasomal ubiquitin-dependent protein catabolic process; ubiquitin-dependent protein catabolic process
Cellular component (GO): ubiquitin ligase complex; cytoplasm
Molecular function (GO): zinc ion binding; ubiquitin protein ligase activity; ubiquitin conjugating enzyme binding
Source: RefSeq, a predicted model, not a curated record